AUGUUCCCCAAAAAAAACGAAGAAAUCGCCACCGCCCGGCCUUUUUCGGCGGCCGCCAUGGCCGCCACGCCAUCGCUGGCAUCGCGCGCGGCCUUUGCGGAGCUGCUGGAUGACCAUUGGAGGAUCUUCCGAGAUCAGUUACUUGAGGCCAUCCCUGAAAAUCAGCAGGCCCAGGCGGAGGUCGCGAGUUGGGACAAGGAUGGCUACGAGAAUUUGGUGCAAAUCGCGGAGGGAGCACUCCCCACGCGUAGUAGGACUUCUGGGUCCGGUUCGGAAGGGGCCUCUGGGUCCAUAUCACCAGGGGGAGUGAGUCAAGUCCCUUCGUUGCCGGAGAUUACACCCAAGCCGCUCGCGACACAUUUGGAGGCCAGGAGCAGAAUUUGA
Messenger RNA from Cladocopium goreaui, 384 nucleotides. The record is from the annotation of a GenBank genome assembly. Lineage: Eukaryota; Dinophyceae; Suessiales; Symbiodiniaceae.